Messenger RNA from Bipolaris sorokiniana ND90Pr, 1342 nucleotides. RefSeq lists its product as uncharacterized. Bases 176 to 1282 code for a protein of 368 amino acids. The transcript has 3 exons. Gene Ontology annotation, molecular function: zinc ion binding; (R,R)-butanediol dehydrogenase activity. Lineage: Eukaryota; Fungi; Ascomycota; Dothideomycetes; Pleosporales; Pleosporaceae. Gene Ontology annotation, cellular component: cytoplasm. The record is from RefSeq and is a predicted model, not a curated record. Gene Ontology annotation, biological process: butanediol biosynthetic process.
CGAGAAUUAAGCAAUCAGGUGCGAGACUUUAAGCAUGGCUUGGUUAGCUCUCAGUCUCGAGGGCCACAUUGUGCUGGCGUCGCCAUAUAUCUUCCACUCCAACUCUUCUCUUUAAUCAUCUCAUCUAGAUUUCGAAUUACGAAGUCGCAUAAUACUUAUAAUAGCACCUAAAAACAUGUCAGCUCCAAACCCGGCUCAGUCCACACAGGAGACCAUGAACGCGCUGCGGUUCCACGGCCAAAAGGACCUAAGAUUUGAGAAGAUCCCAAUCCCAGAAGUCAAGCCAGGUCAAGUCAAGAUAAAACCAGCAUGGGUCGGAAUCUGUGGCAGUGACCUCCACGAGUAUUUAGGUGGUCCAAACCUCUGUCCCACCACACCUCAUCCAAUCACCGGCGAAACAGUCCCACUUACCUUUGGCCACGAGUUUAGCGGAACAAUAGAAGAGGUUGGCGAGGGCGUAGCAGACUAUAAGCCUGGCGACAGGGUUGUUAUUCAGCCCAUUAUAUACGACGACACCUGUGUCGCGUGCGAAGAGGGAUUGCAUAACUGCUGUUGGUCCAAUGGCUUCAUCGGCCUAUCUGGAUGGGGUGGUGGGUUAGCAGAUCACAUAGUCGUCCCAACAUCGACUCUAUACCACCUUCCCGACAAUGUCCCGCUCGAUAUUGGCGCCCUAGUCGAGCCUCUAGCUGUUGGCUGGCACGCUGUCAAAGCCAGUCCCUACAAGAAAGGCGAUAGCGUGCUCGUUUUGGGAGGCGGCCCCAUUGGAAUCGCAACUAUUCUCGCCCUCAAGGCAAACGGGUGUGGCAAGAUUAUUGUCUCGGAAAUCAGCAAAAAGAGACAAGAGUUUGCCAGGAACUUUGGCGCACACUACAUCAUCAACCCCGUGAACGAAGACCUCGCAACCCGCUGUCGCGAACUUACAGGGGGGAAAGGUGUGCACGUAGUUUAUGAUUGUGCUGGUGUCCAAUCAGCACUCAAUCAGGCCGUUCAUGCCACACGAGCUCGCGGCUGCAUUGUCAACAUCGCCAUUUGGGAGAAGCCAUGCACGAUCCAGACCAACGACUUCAACUUCAAGGAGCGAAGCUACAUGGGUAUUGCAACGUACGAAGUGGGUGACUUCCAAGAAGUGAUUGACGCACUUAGUCGGGGCGAUAUGGACCCAAAGGCCAUGAUUACACAGAAGAUUGCUCUGACCGAGGUGGAGGAAAAGGGUUUCAAGAGUCUGAUCAACGACAAGGAUAACCAGGUUAAGAUUCUGGUCGAAGUUGGUGGUGGCGUAUGAGUGUUGUUUGAAGGACAUAAUGAGUUUCUAGUCGUACAUUCUAAUCUAUCCAUCUCAUUC